Molecule: messenger RNA, 885 nt
Organism: Vombatus ursinus (common wombat)
Lineage: Eukaryota; Metazoa; Chordata; Mammalia; Diprotodontia; Vombatidae
Product: serine protease 27-like
Biological process (GO): proteolysis
Molecular function (GO): serine-type endopeptidase activity
Source: RefSeq, a predicted model, not a curated record
AUGGCCUGGGCCCUCCUGGCCCUCCUGUUGCCCCUGCUGCUACAGACUGACCACGCCUAUGAACGAGAUAAAGAUAUGUAUGAAGUAUGUGGACGUCCAAAGCUCAGACCCCGGGAUUUCACUAUAGAACCCCGGCGUGGACGUUGGCCAUGGCAAGCUAGCCUACGGUAUAAGGGCAAGCACUGGUGUGGUGCUACCCUAAUCCAGCCUGAAUGGAUAAUAACAGCUGCCAGCUGCUUCAGAUUGUCCAAUAACACUGGGGAUUACAGUGUGAUGAUUGGUUCUGUCUAUGCCUACCCAACCACUCGUUUCAUGCCCACAUUUCUACAGCACCGAGAAUAUUUCCCCAGGUUUAUUCCCUGGACCCUAAGAGAAACUGCAAGAACAAUACUUCUUAGACAAAAUUUCAAAGCAUCAUCCCCAUCCCAAGAUCAGGGACUUUGGAGAAGGAAGUCAGUUCAAGUCAAACUGGUGUUUUGCAGACUGUCGACCCUAGAAGGUUCCAUGGAACUUCGGGAGGGAAGAGUGAAAAUUACUGACUUAGAUAGGUGUGAAAACGUCCAAGGUCCCCUGGGACAAUUCUCAGACUCUGAAACCUACCGCAAUGAUGAACUUUGUAUACUCAUGCCAUUAUAUCCAGCUGAAAGAUGUGUGGGUGAUCAAGGUGGCCCCCUAAUAUGUCGCAUUCAGGAUAUCUAUUAUCAGUUUGGGAUCAUGAAUUGGGACCGUGGCUGUAUGGCAGGAAUUAAGACCAAGACUUUCACCAGUGUUGCCCUCUACAGUGCCUGGGUUGAGAAAAUAAUCAGCAGCACCACCACCCUGAGUCCAUUCAAGUUCAUUCUCCUUGCCUUGCUUCUACCCCAAGCUCUUCUAGAGCUCUUCUGA